UAUGCAUACAUUGCAAUAGUAUUUUAAAGGAUAAAUACAGGAUAAUAUAUCAUAUGUAAAUUGUAUAGAUUUCAUGAUUUAUAACGAUAAGUCACACUUGAAAGACUUACGGAUUACAUGCGUGCAACUAUGUUCUAACUAGUCAUGAACUUUACAUCUCUUUGUGCACUCAUACAUUACGCACCCUCGGACGAGCAAUGACCGUAGAAAAGUCAAUCGCCUACGUAUGUAUGGUUCACCACACGUAACAGACAUGAAACGCACGCGGAAUCAUUAUUCCCCGCGCUUGCGUCGCGAACAUCAAGACAUCGCCUUAUGCCUUUUAGUCUUCGUUGUACCUUGCGGGCGACAGCAUGCGCGAUCGAUCUCAACUUCCAGAAUCCAUGGUCGAACCCAUGGUCGGGCACAAUGUAAAUUACGAGCACGACAUAAAUUAUACUAUGCAAUUGUGCCGAUGGGUCCUGAAACCGAUUGGUAUCUGGCACCUUAUAAACGGCAAUGCAUCGCGGAACGCGAAGCUCAUCUCUCUAGCACUGAUCGUCACGUGCUUAUCUGCUCUGUGCUUCGUCUUGAUACCUUCCGGAUUGCACACUUUGUUCUACGAGAAGGACAUUAACAUCAAAGUCAAGCUCUUCGGUCCGGUCGGUUUCUGUCUGACUUCCACGAUCAAGUAUUGUUAUCUCGGUGCGCGUGGUCCCGCGUUCGGAAGGUGCAUUCGUAUAGUCGAGAACGAUUGGCGAACCGUUCAAAAUCCAGCUCAACGCGAAAUGAUGCUGAAGAAAGCGCUGGUGGGCCGCAGACUCACCAUAUUGUGCGCACUCUUCCUUUAUACCGGUGGAUUGUCCUAUCAUACGAUCAUGCCGUUAUCUUCUAGGCAAGUCAGCGAGAACUUCACCUUCAGACCGCUCACCUAUCCUGGUUACAAUCUUUUUUUUGAUCCUCAAGUCAGUCCGGUUUACGAAAUCGUAUUUUGCAUCCAUUGCCUGUUUGCGCUAAUCACGUAUAACAUCACGACGGCGGCGUGCAGCUUGGCAGCGAUCUUUGUGACACACGCGUGCGGACAAAUACAGAUAUUAAUAAUGCUGUUGGGGAACCUAGUCGAUGGAAAAAUGAGCAAAGAUAACACUGUGGAGAAACGUCUAAGCGUUAUAGCGAAACAUCAUGUGCAAAUACUAAAAUUUUCCGCUAAUGUGGAAGAAGUGCUACGCGAAAUAUGCUUAAUGGAACUAGUGACUUCCACUUUGACUAUAUGUUUACUCGAAUACUAUUGCUUAACGGAAUGGGAAAAUAGUGAUGCUGCGGCCAUUUUAACCUAUUUCAUUCUAUUGGUUUCUUUUACGUUUAAUACUCUGAUAUUUUGUUAUAUCGGAGAACUCCUCGUGGAACAGUAUAGCAAAAUUGGUUCAGCCGCCUAUAACAUCAAUUGGUAUGAUUUACGCGGAAAUAAAGGUCUUAGUCUUGUAUUGAUCAUCACAAUGUCUCAUUAUCCACCUAAACUUACAGCUGGCAAAAUUUUCGAUUUAUCUGUUUACACAUUUGGUGCCGUACUUAAAACGUCCUUGGUGUAUUUAAAUAUGCUUCGGACAGUUACUACAUAA
Nylanderia fulva is the source of this 1598-nucleotide messenger RNA. Lineage: Eukaryota; Metazoa; Arthropoda; Insecta; Hymenoptera; Formicidae. The record is from RefSeq and is a predicted model, not a curated record.